GUCCACUCAACCUAAAAAUCCCGACUAACAGGAUUUAGGGCGUACUGAUCAAAGUUCAUUUCUGCAGAGAGUAUUGUGUUGAUCACCGUUACAAGCAAUAGUAUAGUAUCCUGACCCGUAUACUGACCCCGUUCACGUUCCCGUUGGCUAGUCUCAUUUCUGGUAUUGAGCUCCAGUGCUCUCGUACUAUCCUAUACAAGUCAUACAUUCACAUCCUAUACAAGUCAUAUAUUCACACAGGGUCGGUGGUUGUAACUCUCAACGAUAAACGAUGUCGAACUCCGAAGAAGCACUGAAAUACUUUGCCACCUAUGCAGGGCUGGUUACCGUCAAGAUGAUGAUGCUUGGACCACUGACUGGAUUCUAUCGGACAAGAGACUCGGCAUAUGCGAACGAGGAGGAUUUCGUUCUCACUGGUUUGAAAGAUCGACGACCAGUUUUCAAUCACCCCAUGAUAGAGCGUAUACGAAGAUGCAGCCUGAAUGACCUUGAGAAUAUCGUACCCUUCUUCAUCAUCGGGGGACUCUUCGCCGUCUUCUCUGGCUCUCCUCUCAGCACGAUCCUCUGGCAUUAUCGUAUCUUUGUCGCUUCCAGAUUCUUACACAGCAUAGCAUACCUGAUACCCCUGCCCCAACCGUCCAGGGCUCUUUGUUACUUUGUUGGAAUUGGCACCAACCUGUCCAUGGCCAUCCGACUUCUGAUGAACACCUGGUUUCUUUAAGAUGGAACAGAAUGAACUUAUACCUUUCUUUUAUAAAGCGCCUUUUUAAGAUAUUAAAGAAAAAGGAAACUCAGUAUGACACGAAUAAAAUUGAGUACAAACAAAGAAAAUGCAAAGAAAAUUAGAAAAUAAUGGCUUCAGAACUUAUCAAUAAUUGUUAUUACAGUCUAGCAGUUCUUUUGUUAAAGUGGUGAAAAAGGUUCAGAUCUUAGGAAUGGUGACUGAAAGCAAGAAAAGAAAACCACCCUUUGUAAUUUGUUUGAGAACGUUAGAUUUUUCCCAUGUCAAGAUUUGACGGAAAGUAAAAAAUAAAAAACGAACAGCCAUGGCCUGAA
Molecule: messenger RNA, 1056 nt
Organism: Strongylocentrotus purpuratus (purple sea urchin)
Lineage: Eukaryota; Metazoa; Echinodermata; Echinoidea; Camarodonta; Strongylocentrotidae
Product: microsomal glutathione S-transferase 1
Exons: 3
Coding region: 272-721 (149 amino acids)
Cellular component (GO): membrane
Source: RefSeq, a predicted model, not a curated record